Molecule: messenger RNA, 2265 nt
Organism: Cuscuta campestris
Lineage: Eukaryota; Viridiplantae; Streptophyta; Magnoliopsida; Solanales; Convolvulaceae
Source: the annotation of a GenBank genome assembly
CCCAAAACACCUCUUUCCCUGACUCAUUUGAUCGGAAUCGUCAUCCGUUGCAAACCAGGGAAUCAGAAAAUGGGCUUCAAAAAUGCUAAGGUUCCUAAAAUGCCUGACGCUUCUAUUUUUAACAAGUUGGCUUCUGUUGGUGGGAUCGUUAUGUAUGCAGCUUCCAACAGUCUCUAUAAUGUUGAUGGGGGGCAUCGUGCCAUUGUCUUCAACCGUAUCAAUGGAAUUAAAGAAAAGGUCUAUCCUGAAGGAACACACCUUAUGAUUCCAUGGGUUGAAAGACCAAUCAUUUAUGAUGUACGUGCAAAGCCCAAUUUAGUGGAAAGCACAUCAGGAAGUCGUGACCUUCAGAUGGUUAAAAUAAGUCUUCGUGUGCUGACACGUCCUGUACCAGACCAGUUACCGACUAUAUAUCGGGAACUAGGUACGGACUACAAUGAAAGAGUGUUGCCUUCAAUCAUUCAUGAAACCUUGAAGGCCGUGGUUGCUCAGUAUAAUGCUAGUCAGCUCAUCACCCAGAGAGAGUGGUCUGUCCUUAGCCCUUUUUUGUUCGCCUUGGUGAUGGACGUCCUAACUCAAGGUGUUCAAGAAGGGGUCCCAUGGUGCAUGCUUUUCGCGGAUGAUAUCGUGCUUAUCGACGACACACGUGAGGGACUAAACGAUAAGUUGGAACGAUGGCGCCUUGCCCUUGAGACUAAAGGAUUCAGAAUAAGUAGGAACAAGACUGAAUACAUGGAAUGUCGUUUCAGCGGCCGGGAAACAGAAUCAGAAGUGGAAGUUAGGAUUGACUCUCACGUAGUACCUAAGGUAGACAGGUUCCGAUAUCUUGGCUCGGUAAUCCAGGCGGAUGGGGAGUUAGACGGGGAUGUUGGACAUCGUGUUGGAGUGGCUUGGGCCAAAUGGCGGUUGGCCUCAGGGGUGUUGUGUGACCCGAAGAUUUCACCCAGGAUGAAAGAGUGUUGGGCAGUUAAGAAGACUCAUGUGCGUUGUCUGCAUGUGGCGGAGAUGCGGAUGUUACGAUGGAUGUGUGGGAAGACAAGGUUGGAUAGGAUUUCGAACGAAGUUAUUCGACGUCAGGUAGGCAUGGCGCCGGUGGAAGAUAAGUUGCGGGAAGCGAGGUUGAGAUGGUUUGGGCAUGUGAGACGUCGGGAUGCUGAUGCCCCUGUACGGAGGUGCGAGAGGAUCACGGUUAUCGGGGGAAGUAGGGGAAGGGGUAGACCUAGGAAGAAUUGGAAGGAGGUUGAGCCGGGGGUCUCUUGGAAACAGCCUCCCUACUUCCGAGUAGGGGCAAGUCUGACUUUUGGGAAGGAGUUCACUGCUGCCAUUGAAGCCAAACAGGUGGCAGCACAGGAAGCGGAGAGAGCCAAGUUCAUUGUCGAGAAAGCUGAGCAGGACAAACGCAGUGCCAUUAUCCGGGCACAGGGUGAAGCGAAGAGCGCACAACUGAUUGGCCAAGCAAUAGCAAAUAACCCGGCAUUCAUCACACUCAGGAAGAUUGAAGCAGCCCGAGAUAUUGCAAACACUAUAUCAUUUUCGUCCAACCGAGUCUACUUAGACUCGGGCGAUCUCCUGCUCAACCUUCAAGACCUCAGCCUUAAAGCUGUGAACAAAAACCACAAAGAGUUGUUGUCUAGUUUCGUCUCCUCCGCGACGCCUUCCACCACCAUCAUCCGCCGGUCGUUGUCCGAUCAUCUUCUCCGUCCGCCACCAUCAACCGCCGGUCGUCUACCCAUCUUCCGUCACCGUCCACUUGAAAUCUCAGUAUUAGAAGACGGCAAAGUUCUUGGCAUCCACCAAGCAAAACAAGAAAAAUCGUCGUGGUGGUGACGAGAAUGCCCCUGCUAGCGCCACGCACACCGGUGGUCUCUUGCUUUUCGCGAGUCUCAAACACGCCUUCAAAACUACGUAGUCACGCAGGAGGCAGUUCGAGAAUAAUGCUUAAAUGUGACACGUGACGAGAUUUUUAUAUCUACAGUCGGAGGACAUGAUGCCAAAAAUCGUGUUCAUGGUGUUGGAGAUCUCGCACGAAGCCUACCACGAAUGCAUGCAAGUGAGGCAAGACGUGCUAGCACCAUCUCUAUGUGAGACCCUCGAGAUGAUGAGAUACGGAGGUUGAGAGAAGAGCUACACGACAUUAGAGCUUCCCAAGUGCGUGAACUAUUGUCGAUUAUAGAAGAGAUGACCUGAUGAGAUACGGGGUUUGCACGCGCUUGUUGAAUAUUUUAUUAGAAUUGAAGAACAUUAUAUUAAACUUAAGUUUGAUGG